Acipenser ruthenus (sterlet) is the source of this 6549-nucleotide messenger RNA. It is a transcript of the gene med1, whose product is annotated as mediator complex subunit 1. Gene Ontology annotation, biological process: regulation of transcription by RNA polymerase II; cellular response to thyroid hormone stimulus. Gene Ontology annotation, molecular function: nuclear thyroid hormone receptor binding; transcription coregulator activity; nuclear retinoic acid receptor binding. Lineage: Eukaryota; Metazoa; Chordata; Actinopteri; Acipenseriformes; Acipenseridae. The transcript is spliced from 17 exons. Bases 159 to 5606 code for a protein of 1815 amino acids. The record is from RefSeq and is a predicted model, not a curated record. Gene Ontology annotation, cellular component: mediator complex.
UCUAUAGGAUCGCUAUCAAUCAUUUUGUGUUGUAUUUAUUUCCAUCUCGGGGGAAGAUUUCUUUAAGAUUCAUCAAAACGCGCACUGACGGCGUCAGUGACCCGCCUCUUCCGGAGCGCCGCUCUCCGCGUCUGCAGGACUGGAGGUUUGUUGUGAAGAUGGCGGCGGUUUCGGGUGUUUAUGCGCCAGGCUGCAGCCCGGCUAGAGAGCUGGGGCCCGGGACACAGGGUGCGAGCCAGACCGGGGCCUCUAGCGCGGGGGGAAUGGCGAACGGGGAUCGUGCGAAGCAGGAUGCGGCCACAGAGAUGGAGAGGCUGAGCCGGGUGAAUGCUCUGCUCGAACGGCUCCACAGCAAGUACACAGCGGCACGGCCCUGGCAGGAGACCAUGAAGCUGGUGCGGCAAUCCAUGGAGAAGCGGGCUGUCUUGAAUGUAGGAGGACACCAGCACCUGGGGAGCUGUCUGGAGAUUCUGCAGAAAGCACUGAAGGUGACCUCGCUUCCCUCGAUGACUGACCGCUUGGAGUCAAUUGCACGACAGAAUGGGCUGGGCUCUCACCUGAGCCCCACAGGGACCGAGUGCUACAUCACCUCAGACAUGUUCUAUGUGGAGGUGCAGCUGGACUCAGGGGGGCAGCUGCUGGAUGUGAAGGUGGCUCAUCACGGGGAGAACCCAGCGAGCUGUCUGGAGCUGGUAAUGCACCUCAGGGAGAGGAACUUUGAAGAGUUUUCGAAGCACCUGAAGGGUCUCGUCAACCUGUACAAACUGCCGGGGGACGAUAAGCUCAAGACAAAGAUGUACCUAUCCCUGCAGUCUCUGGAGAUUGAUCUCAGUAAGAUGAUGCACAUGUUCAGGUCUGCUACUAACGCCAACACUGUGGAGACUGUCCUGCACGGCAGCGUGGGAUUGCUCACCAAGCGCAGCGGAGGUCACCUGAUGAAUCUCAAGUGCUACGUGUCUCCCUAUGACAUCUUCGAGGAGGGAACGGGGACCCUGCUCAACCUCAACGACAGCAACGUCCCGCGCUCGCUGGGUUUGAACGUGUCCGUGACGAUCGAAGGCACCGUCUCCCUGUACAAGCUGCCCAUCGCGCCGCUGGUCACCGGCUCACACCCCGUCGACAGCAAGGGCACGCCGUCCUUCUCCUCGGUAACGAAUACAAACUGCGUGGACCUGCCAGCCUGUUUCUUCCUGAAGUUGGAGCGGCCCAUGCCCGUCUGCCUCUCCUUCAUACAGAGACUGCACAGCUGCACCGGGAUCCCUGUGUUCGACGCCCCCCCUCCCCUGGCCCCUCUGUACGAGCUCAUCACUCGGAGCCAGCUGCAGGAGAAGGAGGGUGGGGCUGCGCUGCCUCCACACGCACACACCAUGCGCUUCUAUGCUUCCCUGCCUGGUCAGCAGCACUGCUACUUCCUGAACCGUGACGCCCCUGUGCACGAGGGCCGGAGCCUGCAGGGGGCGCUGCUGAGUAAGAUCCCGUUCCGCCACCCCGCCCAGGUACCCGCGUUGCUGGACCUGCUGCGCCACCAGGCUGCGUACAACACGCUGAUUGGGAGCUGCGUCAAGAGAACCCAGCUCCGGGAGGACACCCCAGGCCUGCUCCAGUUUGAGGUCUGCCCCCUCACUGACACCAGUUUCAGCGUCUCCUUCCAGCACCCCGUCAACGAGUCCCUGGUCUGCGUGGUGAUGGACGUGGUGGACUCGCGGCAGGUCUGCUGUAAGCUGUACAAGGGCCUGUCUGACGCACUGAUCUGCACUGACGACUUCAUCACCAAGGUGGUGCAGAGGUGCAUGUCUAUCCCGGUGACAAUGAGAGCGAUCCGUCGCAAGGCUGAGACCAUCCAGGCUGACACGCCAGCUCUGUCCCUCAUCGCCGAGACUGUGGAGGACAUGGUGAAGAAGAACCUGCCUCCUGCUGGCAGCCCGGGGUACGGCAUGGGCACCGGCAACGUGGGGGGGAACCCCCUGGGGACCCCCGGAGGAGGUGCGGGGGGCAUGACCCCGACAGGAGGUGGGUGCGGCAGCUCCUACCAGCCCGGGCCCAUCAACACCCUGUUCGGAAUGGGAAUGGUGCACAAGGACAGGCCACCUGUGGCAGGGGGGGACCCCUCAAACAUGGGGGUCUCGGGGUCUCAGCAGCAGCAGCAGGGCGGGGACGACUUCAGCAAGGUGACCCAGAACCCCAUUCUGACCAGCCUGCUUCAGAUCACCGGCAGCGUGGGCCCCGGCUCCACCCCGCCCCCCGGCCCUAACGGCCCCCCCUCCUCCUCAUCCUCCUCCUGCCAGCCCCAGCACACGCCCCCCACAGCCUCCUCCCCGGCCAGCAACACCAAGAACCACCCCAUGCUGAUGAACCUGCUGAAGGACAACCCGCCCCAGGACUUCUGCACUCUGUACGGCUCCAGCCCCCUGGAGAGGCAGAACUCCUCCUCGCCCCGGACUGACCCCUCUGGGGGACCGGGGGGCGGUGGAGGGGGGUCCUCCUCCUCCUCCUCGGGGGGCAAAUCCAAGAAGAAGCGCCCCCGCCCCUCAGACAGGCCCGGCGGGGGCGUAGGGGGGACCAGGCAGCCCCAGACAGAGGAGGAUUUCCACCGAGAGCUGUUCUCCAUGGACGCCGACGCCUCCUCGCAGAACCUGUUCGAUGUGAACCUACCGGGCGACGGACUGGACACCCCCCACACCCUCACCCCGGCGCCCAGCCAGUGCGGGACGCCCCCCACGGGAGCUCCCUAUCACCACCAGUCCGCCUCUGGCUCAGCCCCUUCCUCCCACCCCCACUCCCACUCCCACCCCCACCCGCAGCACAGCGGCAGGAUGGUGCGCCUCUCCAGCUCGGACAGCAUUGGUGCCGACGUCACAGACAUCCUGUCAGACAUCGCUGAGCAGGCAGGCAAGCUGGCCAGCCACCAGCUGCACCUCCACCAGCAGCAGGUGGGCGGGCUGGGCCCCGAUGACGGGGGUCUGGGAGCCCUGGGGAGCCUUGGUACCCCGAUUCGCGACUCCUCCAGCUCGGGGCAGGGCAGCACCCUGUUCGACCCGGAUGUUUUCAACGCCGGCAGCAACGAGAACCCCUUCUCCACGGACCCGGCUGACCUGAUCGCGGAGGCCAAUGCCACGGCAGGGGCCACGCCCAACAGCGACUCGUCGUCCAACAACUUCUUCCCCGACGCAGUGGACUUCAACCCUGAGCUGCUCACCAGCCAGGGCUUCCCCCCUUCUUACUUCGAAGACAGCAGCCCUAGUGCGGACGGGGACCUCGACCUGGUUAAGGGGUUCGGGGCCGGGGUCCCCCAGCAGCAAGCCAUCACCCCCUUACCCCAGAGCGGGAGCCAGGGACACCCCCACUCGCACCCCCACCACACCCCGGACUCGGGGCUCAAAGACCCUUUUGAGAUGAAUAUGUUCGGGGGCAGCGCGGGCGGGGGUAAGCCUCUGAUGGGGGGUCCCCUGCCCAGCUCAGACCUGGGGGAGCCCCAUUCCUCUCACUCCACUCACUCAGGGGGCAACCAGAGCCCCCUGAUGAUGGGACUGGGAGGCGGUGGAGGGCCGAUGGGAGGCAGCGACUAUGGGAAGGGAGAUUCCGCCAAGGCUGCCAAGCAGCAGCAGCAGAUGAUGAGGGGGGGUAAAGAGGGGGCUGGCUCCGGCCCAGGAGGGGCGGGUAUGGGAUCUUCGGAAGGCAAGCAGGGCAAGCGCAGCCGCACCCCCUCCAGCGAUGGCAAGAACAAAGAAAAGCCCCCCAAGCGCAAGAAGCUGGACCCCGACGGCAAGUCUCCGUCCCACAGCUCAGGGGGGCGGCCCUUCACCCCCCCCUCCAGCGCAGCCGCUGCCGGGGGGGGCUCCAAAUCCCCAGGGAGCUCCUCGGGUCGAUCCCAGACACCCCCCGCAGGGGGCGCAACACCCCCCAUCCCCAAAAUCACCAUCCAGAUCCCCAAGGGUACGCUGAGCGGGGGUAAGACCUCCUCCCAUGGGGGCUACACCUCCAGCAGCUCCGCGGGGGGUGGCGGGGGCACGGGGGGAGGCAGCAAGAGCCACCACUCCCACUCCUCCUCCUCCUCCUCUUCAUCAAAGACCAAGGGCAGCAAGGGGGAGGGCUCCAUGGGCCAGGGCAGCUCAAAGCUGGGGGCCGGGGGGGCCAUAGGGGGGCCCCUGGGGGUACAGUCCAAGACACAGGGCCUGGGAGGUGGAGGUGGGGGGAAGCCUGGCUCCUCUCCCAUCUCCAAGCACGGCCUGAGCAGUGGAGCAGGAGGAGGAGGAGGAGGAGGGGGUAAGAUGAAGCCGCAGGGGGGCAAACCUCCUGGGUCCCUCCUCAACCCUGGCCUGGGCAAGCCCAACAUCUCCCCUUCCCACUCCAGGGGCCCAGGUGGGGGGUCUGGCGGCUCGGAGAAGCUAUGCUCCCCGAUGAAGCCGCAGCAGCUCCCCGGAACACCCCCCUCCUCGAAAGCCAAGUCCCCCAUGGGCUCGGGGGGCUCACACAUGUCCGGAGGGGGGUCCAAAUCUUUCUCGGGCGGGGGUGGAGGGAUGGGGUCCCAGAAACAGCAAGGGGUGUCCUCAUCUAACCCCUCUUCCUCUAGCUCCUGCUCUUCCUCCGGCUCUUUUGCCGCCCAGUCGCAAUAUGGGGGAGGGGGCGGGGGAGGAGGAGGAGGAGGGGGUGGGGGGGGUGGGGGAGGGAAUAACCCCAACGCCAAGGGCAAGUCUCCCAGCAGAAACAAGAAGCCCUCCCUCACUGCGGUCAUCGACAAGCUGAAGCACGGAGUGGGGACCACCGGGGGGGGCCCGGAGGAAGGGUGCGAGGGAGGGGGGCACCCCGGCAUGGGGUCCCAGCCCCAGCACGGCUCCAAACACCUGUCUGGGGGUCCCGGUGGGGGGGAGUACUCGUCCGGGAAGAGGGAGAAAGGAGACAAGGAGGGCAAGUCCAAGGUGCCUGUCUCCGGGGAGAAGAAGAACGCGGACUGCAAGGGGGGCAGCACUGGGGUGGCCAAGAUCAUCAUCAGCAAGCCGGAGGGCGGCUCCCCCAGCAUCAAGGCCAAGGUUACCCUGCAGAAGCCCGGGGGCGGGGGCGAUGGCUCGGGGGACGGGCUGAGGGCGCAGAUAUCGGGGUCCAAGGCGUACGGGUCCCCCCUCUUCAGCGGCUCCACCCCCAAGCAUGAGCGCUGCUCCCCCAGCCACAGCAAGUCCCCCGGGUACACCCCUCAGAACCCCGACAGCGAGAGCGAGUCCGGCAGCAGCUCUGUGGCAGGGAGGUCCCACCAGAACAGCCCAAGCUCUGAGGAAGAGCAGCUCUCCCUGCGGCCCCUGCAGCAGCAGCAGCAGCAUGAGUUCACAGCCAGCAGCGACAAGCACAGGAAGCACAAGAAGAAGAAGCAGAGGGAGCGAGAGCGGGAGAAGGACAGGGAGAAGAAGAAGUCCUCCUCUUCCUCCUCCUCAGCCUCUCAUGCCCUCAAGGCGGACGGCUGGUCCAAGUCUCCUCUUGUGGCCCCCGAGUCUGCACUGACCCUUCUGGGGCCCGACCGCCAGGCCCGCCCCUCCCCCGGGUACCUGCGCAGCGAGGACGAUGACCUCAUGGACUCUGCGCUCACCGGGAAUCUGGAGCCCUUCCUGAACAAGUAGAACACGCAGCCGGGCCGGGCCGGGUUGCUUUAAACAGCUGCCAGUCCCGCAGCAGCCAGGCUGGGGCAUCUUUAUCUGUGAAGGGACCUGAUACAGUAACAUUUAAGGCUGGUACAAUUCUGUCAACCGUGAGCCGAAGUCCAGUGAAUAAUAGGAUCGUGAGAUCUGUACUGGGCCUGCGAGUCACGCAACAUGACCGCUUUUCCAGUUUAUCCCUUUUUUGAGUUUGUUGAAACACCCCCCAUAUACUCAGUUGGUGCACUGAAGAAGCCACAAGCCGGCUUGUUUCUUAGAAUUUAUUGAAAACCUCUCUUUGCUGUAACCCAAUAUCCCAGUGCUUUGAAUAAUAAUAAUAAGAUCUGUGCUGAGGAUGUAAGGUAACAGCAAACAAAUUACUGAAUGUAGAUGGAGUUUUAAGAGGGGCAUGCCUCGUUAGCAUUUUAAAGUACUUCUUUUUUACCUUAUUAAAGUAUAGCUUUUGUACAGAUGCCUUGCUUGUGAGCAUUGCUGAGAAGUUGUGUUUGUGAAUGCUGUGGUUCAAAGAGUCUUGCUUGCCCAGGCAGGCUUCAUGCAUCGAGUGAUGGGGUUACACGGGAAGCUGACACACACACACACACACACACGUAGGCUGAUGUUUUGCACCAAUGUAGAGCUAUCUAGCAGCGUGCCCAGCCAUCUGCAAAUUAUCCUGCUGGGUAACAAAGAAUAUGUAAUCUGUGUUUUUAUAGUUUGUCAUGUUUUGUUUUUAUAUAUAACCCAGACUGGAGAUUUUAAUACUUUUUGUUCUUUUUGAAAUGUUUUAUUCUCUUUGCUGUAAUGCUCGGUUGCUUUUUGGAGCUGAGCUGACACUUUUUUUUGCAAUGUUUAAAAACUACAACAACGCAAAAAUGAACGGACGGGAAAUAUGUUGUGAUGCUUUUUAAAUAAAUGUUUUGUGGACAAA